Staurois parvus is the source of this 337-nucleotide messenger RNA. The record is from the annotation of a GenBank genome assembly. NCBI's taxonomy places the organism in Eukaryota, Metazoa, Chordata, Amphibia, Anura, Ranidae.
UCCAAUCACAGCUGAUCACAUGUAAACAGGGAAAUGGGACAUGUACACUGAUCAUCAGAGCACUAAUGAUCAGUGUGCCCUGAUGAUCAGUGUAGCCCCAGCAGUGCCACCUCUCAGUGUCCAUCAGUGCCUUGAGUCAGUGCUCAUCAGUGCCUCGUGCCAGUGCCCAUCAGUGUCACAUCAAUGCCACAUAUCAGUGCCUACCAGUGCACAUCAAUGCCACAUAUCAGUGCCCAUCUGAGCUGCCUUUCAGUGUCACCCAUCAGUACCAGUCAGUGCCAUCUAUCAAUGCCAAUCAGUGCCACCUAUCAGUGCUGCCUAUCAGUGCCAGUCAGUG